AAUAUCGGUAAACAUAAAGGGUUUACCUAGCUCUGUGCCAUCGUCUGAUUCUAUAUAUCACUCAUCAUCCUAGGACCGUCUGUCCGAGAGCUAUUGAAGAGCAAACUCCGAAUCUCCAAACCUGAGACCGAUACACCGAGGCGCAGUUGAUGUUGGACCUCCGUCAGCAGCAACAUGUACCCCAGCGCUGCGCCAGCGGGAUGCCCGCCCUACAACUCCAAAAACGGGCACGGUAAUGGACUCUACCCGCUACCUCAGGCCUUCCUUCAACAUCACCAGCAACUAGCUGAGGCUCCACGAAACAUCGCUAACACAAAUUUCCAUGGUCGGUCCCUGCCUGCAGGUCCUUCAGAUAUUCCCCCAUAUGAUUGGAAGCCAAGUCCCAGCACCCCACCUGGUCCUCAUGCAUCUGCACUGGCCAACAUGAGGAAGAGGCACAGUGGAGACCACAGCCCGUAUAAUGUAAAGAGGCAGCACUUCAGUUCCCCUGUCCCCCAUCAUGGCAGUCCUCCUGCUGUCGGCUCCUCUCCCUCGGUAUCCCGCCCUGGCCCCAGGGAAACACAGUAUUCCCUAAUUCAGCACUCCCCUCUCAGCCCCCAACCGUCUGCCCCACAGAUGCCCCCCCUGUGGGGAGAGAACCCUCGUAGCUCACUGCAGGCUUAUGCCAAGGACAAGCUGAGUGGUCAGAUGGUGGAGCUUUUUGAGGCAUGCCAGCAGCAGUCGACUGACCUGGAGAGGAAGGAGCUGUGCAGAGCUCAACUACAGAGAGAGAUCCAGAGACUCUUCCCAUUGGUGAGGUUGUACCUGGCUGGUUCUUCUCUGAGUGGUUUCGGCAGCAGGAACAGUGAUGCUGACCUCUGUUUGGUCAUCCAAGCAGCACCAGUGGACCAGAGGAAUGAUGCUGUGUAUGUACUCAGUCUCAUUCAGCAGCUCUUCUACAGACUCUCGUACAUAGAGAGACCACAGCUGAUCCGAGCCAAGGUCCCCAUCCUCAAAUUCAGAGACAAAGUCAGUGGAGUCGAGUUUGAUCUGAACGUAAACAACACUGUAGGGAUCAGAAACACCUUCUUGCUGAGGAGUUACGCCUACGCUGAGCGGCGUGUGCGUCCCAUCAUCUUGGUGGUAAAGAGGUGGGCCAGACAUCACAGGAUAAACGACGCCAGUAAAGGAACACUCAGCAGCUACACUCUAGUACUGAUGGUACUACACUACUUACAGACUUUGCCUGAACCAGUCAUUCCCUCUCUGCAGAAUGAAUAUCCAGAGUGUUUUAAUCCAUCCAUGGAUAUCCACCAUGUGCCUGAGGGUCCAAGAGACAUCCCCCCCUACUCCUCCUCUAACCAGGCCUCACUGGGAGAGCUGCUGCUGGGCUUUCUCAAGUACUACACCUCCGUCUUUAGGUGGGAUAAACAGGUGAUCUCGGUGCGAGAGGCUAAGGCUUUGCCCAAGUCAAAUAGUCUAGAGUGGAGAGACAAGUUCAUCUGUGUGGAAGAGCCAUUUGAUGGCACCAACACAGCCAGGGCAGUCCAUGAGAAGGUCAAGUUUGAUGCCAUCAAAGCACAGUUCGCUGAGUCGUGGCAGAUGCUCCAGCUGAGAAAGGAUCUCAACUUCAUCCUCCCAAUCAGAAACACCAUCCAGAGAUGAGGAGGAGGAACUGUGAGUGACUCAGCUGUACAGAGGAAAUCUGCCUGGUCUGUCCUGGGCCUUUCUGCUGGGUUGUACAGUCUCCAUCUCCCUCCUCAGCAUGCAAGGAGCCCUACCAUUCAGACUCUUCACGUUCUCCUGACUCACCUGCCAAUAUUACGGACACAGAAGAGAAAUAAAAGAAAGCAUAACCUCUGAUAUUUGAAGAGGAUACAUGAGAUUGCUGCUAAAGUGUGUGUGUGGUCUGAAGUAUUGCUGCUGCCUCGCAUAGGGGCCGAUUCAGACUUAGUAAUUGUACGCCUUUCUUAGGCUUGCCUUUCCUACGCACUUCUCAGUAGUUGGUAUUCAGACUUCAGGCAUGUAACGAGGUUUGGGGGGGGGGGGUUGGGAUGGAAUUCAACCCCAGAAAACAUACCAAUUUGAUCAGGGAGUUUUUGUUCAGUUAUACUGAAUAAAAAUAUAAAUGCAACAUACCUCAAUUUCAACAAUUUUACUGAGUUAGUUAAUUUAAAAGAAAUCAGUCAAUAUAAAUUAAUUAAUU
Molecule: messenger RNA, 2185 nt
Organism: Salvelinus namaycush (lake trout)
Lineage: Eukaryota; Metazoa; Chordata; Actinopteri; Salmoniformes; Salmonidae
Gene: tent2
Product: terminal nucleotidyltransferase 2
Exons: 15
Coding region: 175-1644 (489 amino acids)
Cellular component (GO): cytosol
Molecular function (GO): poly(A) RNA polymerase activity
Source: RefSeq, a predicted model, not a curated record